GAGCGCGCGGCGCGGGAGGCCGCCCCACUGCGGAACGCGGCGGGUGCCCCUGGCCGGGAGCGCGCCGGCCGCGCUGGGGCGGCCGCGGACAUGUGCAAGAUGUCCUUCAAGAAGGAAACUCCACUUGCCAAUGCCGCAUUCUGGGCAGCAAGGAGAGGAAACCUGGCUCUGCUCAGGCUGUUGUUGAACAGCGGUCGGGUGGAUGUGGACUGCAGGGACAGUGUACGGAUGGAUUCAUUCGCAUGGCACCACGCUUCUCAUGGUCGCUUCCUAUGCCGGUCACAUAGACUGUGUGAGGGAACUGGUUCUGCAAGGAGCAGACAUCAAUCUCCAGAGAGAGUCAGGUCCAACUGCCCUGUUCUUUGCUGCCCAGCAAGGACAUAAUGACGUCGUCAGAUUUCUCUUUGAAUUUGGAGCAUCCACUGAAUUUAGGACCAAAGAUGGGGGCACAGCCCUCUUGGCUGCCAGUCAGUAUGGGCAUAUGCAGGUUGUGGAGACCCUUCUGAAACAUGGAGCCAAUAUCCACGACCAGCUUUAUGACGGAGCCACUGCACUCUUCCUAGCUGCCCAAGGUGGUUAUUUGGAUGUUAUUCGAUUAUUGUUGUCUUCAGGAGCAAAAGUCAACCAGCCAAGGCAGGACGGGACGGCGCCGCUGUGGAUCGCGUCGCAGAUGGGCCACAGCGAGGUGGUGAGGGUGAUGCUGCUGCGCGGAGCGGACCGGGACGCAGCCCGCAACGACGGUACAACAGCUUUACUAAAAGCAGCCAACAAAGGGUAUAAUGAUGUUAUAGAGGAGUUGCUGAAGUUCUCACCCACCCUUGGCAUUUUGAAGAAUGGGACAUCAGCCCUCCACGCAGCAGUGCUCAGUGGGAAUAUUAAAACAGUCGCGCUGCUCCUGGAAGCAGGGGCGGACCCAGCCCUGAGAAACAAGGCCAAUGAACUUCCAGCAGAACUAACCAAAAAUGAACGGAUCCUACGUCUCCUCCGAAGUAAAGAAGGACCCAGAGAGAGCUAACUUAGUUCCAUAUUCGGCUGAAAGAUAGAAACCCUAACCACAUUGUCCAAAAAGAAAUUGCUUUACAAAUAGUGUUGGAAAUUCCUUUAAGAAAGGAAAUGCUCAGAACUCCCAACCUGAGUCCCUGACCAGGGAGGAGCUGGGCUACAUGGCCCGAGGCAAGAACAGAAAGGCUCGGGACCCCUUGCCCUCACUACCCUGAGUUUCUUACGCUGGCCUGUGGUUUCUUACGCUGGCCUGUGACUCCACUGCUAUGGGGCCUUGGCAGGUUGUGGAGUCCACAGAAACUCAUCUUAAACUCCACUAAAUUGGGUCUCUCAGUUAAACUCUAAGAGUUAACCCCUCGAAGAGGUUAAAGCAAGAUGACAAAAGCCUUUAAAAGACUGAAAGGCUGCUCUUCAGUGAAUCAAAGCACUUCUGCUUUUGCAUUACAUGUCAGUGUGCUAAGAGAUAUAGCUCCCUCAUAUUUUACAUGUAGAUGUAUGUCAUCCUAGCAUAAAGUGUUUUCUUCUACCCAGAGAUCGUAAGCGUGUUUAUUCUGAAUUGAUGCAUAAAUUGACAUUAGAGAGAUACUUCUGACAUUCCACCAUAUUAUUUUUUCAAAGAUAGACUGUUGAAGUAUAAAAAAGACAAAUUGUUUAUUUGCGAGGUAAUCCUAUCUUAUUCUGAACAGGUAAAAAAAAAAAAAGAAAAAUCAUUUUUACCUAGAAUCAAUAUUGUAGGUCUACAAUAGGAUACAAGUGGCAAAUUUGGAAACUCAGAAAAUUACAAACCACAAGAAAUUUAGGCUUGUCUCUUGAAACUUUUAUUUUGGUUCUAUUGUUGGGAAUCUGCUUCCCAUGCCAUAACUAAAUAGACAUAAUAGUCUGUGCAACCCUGAGCUUCCAGCACCAGUUGCUGUCAUAGUGAUUUUGAGGUCCUUGGGUGAAAUGUGACAUCUGCAAGUACAAUAUGUUGCUAUUUCAUUGCAGGAGUAUAAAUAAUAAAGACUGUUAUUCGUAUUUAACAAGUGUUCAUCUAUGCAUGUUCUUGAGCUGACUGACUCCAAGAAAGAAACCUGAGUUUUAUUGAAUUAUUCCUUGGAGGGGAGUCAAAAUUUAUGUUCAAUGCACUUUAUACUCAAUGGUGUCUAAAUGCCUCAGUCAGUGCCUAAUUGCACACACAAAAAUUAGACGAUCUUUCUAAUUUACCAUAAUAAAUGCUGGUGGCAUUUCUGUUAUUUAAAUACAUCUUUGGUUUUCUUUUCACGUUUUGUUCUGUUUUCCAGCUAAUGUUCUAUGUAAAGACAUGUUUACAUGUCUAUGUUAAUGUUCUAUGUUAAUGUUCUAUGUUAAGAUGGAAGGAAAUGCAAUCCCCAAAGUUUUUUUCUAACCAACUUGCAGUAGUGCUAGAAGCAGUAUCUUGAAGUCAAUAAAUGAUGGAAUAUAAUUUUUGAAAUUAGAAGAUAGUCUCUUAAAGUUUUUUAUGAUCAAUAAAAUAAUCAACAAAAAUCAGCUUAUUUUAAUCAAUAUCACAAACCAAGGGAGUAAUGAGCAACCCACAGAGCUGCCAGAGAUGUCUACAGCCUGACUAGCUAUGCAACAAGUCUGCAAUCUCAUUUCAGGAUAAAAUUUAGAAAGCUCAAAAAAAAAAAAAAAAAUUUUUUAGAAAGCUCUGGGGCACCUGGGUGGCUCAGGUCAUGAUCUUGGGGUCCUGGGAUCAAGUCCCACAUUACAUCGGACUCUGUUCAGCAGAGAGUCUGCUUCUCCCUCACUCUUCCUCUCUCUCCUCUCUCUCCAAUAUUUUUUUUUAAAACUUAGAAAGUUCUGUCUAUAUCACUAAAACCCCUGGAUAUAAACUUUUAGUAGCUAAAAAGCAGUGCCGGUUUCCUCACUGACUUUCUUUUACUUAGCAAAGUAGUACAAAUACACUUUCCCCCGUGGAAAUUUCAUAAAGCUGUGUUCAUUUUGAAGAGGAAAGUAGUGUGGCCUUAAAUGCUUUGUGUUUUCCCCCCUUUGUUAGCCCUUAGGCCAAAACUGAAUGCUCAUCACUGAUAUAAAUCAAAACAGCAUUAUGGACACUGAUAACAGAGUUCCAAAAGAUAAAAUGGGAUGAAAUCACAAACAUAAUGUUUUCGGUAAGAUAUGUUGGCCUUGGCCUAUUGUUUUAAGUAGUUAAUGUUCUUGAUCAAUAUUAGGGCCAUAAAAAUGAAUCCAGUAGCUUUAACAAUACUUAAUAUAGGCUUCCCUGCUAUAGGUAAGAGGUCUCUAGCUUAGAACGAUCACAUUUGAUCUAGAUGAGCUUAUGACAUUAUCCAUAGUAGGAAAGAUGAAUAUGUUAACCACUCACCAAAGAAUAAACAAAAAGUCUGUUAUUUGAAAUAAAAUUGCAUUUGUUUUGCACACAGGUGGAUGGUUUUUAUUUUUUAUGAUACUUAUUUUAUGUUAAUCUAAUUCAAAUUCAGUGAGCUCUGCAUCCUAAGAACUAGCAAUUCCUAUGCAAAUCAUUUGUUAAUUGAACUAUAAAAGUUUUCAUUACAUCCAUUUGUUUGAUGAUAUAUUCCAUGAUAUAAUUCAAAAUAAAGUUAAUGUACUACCCAA
Canis lupus familiaris (dog) is the source of this 3594-nucleotide messenger RNA. It is a transcript of the gene ANKRD29, whose product is annotated as ankyrin repeat domain 29. Gene Ontology annotation, molecular function: RNA nuclease activity; RNA binding; transmembrane transporter binding. Gene Ontology annotation, cellular component: axon initial segment; cytoplasm; nucleus. Gene Ontology annotation, biological process: neuronal action potential; negative regulation of delayed rectifier potassium channel activity; RNA processing. NCBI's taxonomy places the organism in Eukaryota, Metazoa, Chordata, Mammalia, Carnivora, Canidae. The record is from RefSeq and is a predicted model, not a curated record. The transcript has 10 exons. Bases 203 to 1015 code for a protein of 270 amino acids.